Messenger RNA from Cinara cedri, 3259 nucleotides. NCBI's taxonomy places the organism in Eukaryota, Metazoa, Arthropoda, Insecta, Hemiptera, Aphididae. The record is from the annotation of a GenBank genome assembly.
AUGACAUUCAACAUCAAUAACGUAGCAUUCAACUUUCAAUACAAUUCAGCGGAUAUCGAACAAUUGUCUGAUAAAAGUUUGGAAGAUUACAGUAUUGUUAACAGAAAACACCUGGAGAAAAUUAUUAAUAAUUCUGAAAGAUGCUUGGUAAGUAUAGAUAUUUGUUUUAUGAAUAACAUUAUUAUAGGUACUUGUACGUACCUAUUUAUAUUGUGUCAUUAUAGCGGUAUAUAUAGGUACAAAUAGGUAGGAAACAAUUAAAAAAAUGACAAAAUAUUUUUAAAAAAAUACACCUACUUGCAAAUAGAACUAAGAUAGUUUUAGGAAAACUAACAUUUUAGUAUUUUGCUAGGUAGGUGACUGUAAUAAUAAUAAAUAAUAUUAGAAAAAUAUAAUAUAAAACUAGUAUCUACUUAGGUAUCUAAUUUUAAUUUUAUUAUAUUUUUAGACAGAAGAUGAACACCGUUGGUUAAUUAAACGGGAGUGUAAAAGAGUAAUUUCGGAUUUAAAAAAGUAAGUAUUUUCUCUAACAGGUGCGUAUUAACCAUAAUACGUGGUGUAUAUUUGCCGGUCAAUAAAUUCUAGGAUAAAUUAAAUAAAUUAAUAUUAUUAAAACCUGUUUUCUCACUCCACUUGAAAAAUAAUCUUCAUAACUAACUAAUUAUCAAACUCAACCUAUAGACUUUUUUGUUCAUAAAAUAUAUGAGUGUAAAAAAAUCACAAACAUAAUUAUAUAAAAAAAAGAAAACAUUUUGAAAUUUAAUAAUAUUAACUACUAAAAUCGUACCUAUAUGAUUUUAGUUAUAUCUAAUUUAGGUGCAUCAUUGAAUUUUACUGUAUUAACUUUAGGUGUACACGUGGAAAGAAAUCGACCAACUAUGUACGAGAAGAAAUGAAAGAAGACAAUUGUGUGAAAAUGCCAUUACAUGCUAUUAAUCGUUAUGUAUUAAAUAGUAAUGUGUUUUAUUAUAAUACCAUGCCUAUUAAUAAUACGAGUAUGUUAAGUAUAAAAAACUCUGAAAAUGAUGCUGCAGUAGUUGCAAGCGAUCAAAAUAAUUGUAUAAUAAAAAACAAUUUUACUAUUAUAAACGUACGGCAGUUGAAUAUUAAUAUUAAUAACAGUAUUAUUAAAAAUAAUAAUGAACAAACGAUAUUCAAUUUUGAAGAUAUUGGUGUAGAGGAGGACAAAUUUAACUCAGAGAUAUUAAUAAUGGAUUUAGAAAAAAUUUACUGGGACAAAUGGAGAGAUUAUGUAAAGAAGAAAAUAUCUGAUAGGGCAAGUAGAUGUAGCAAAGUCGAUACAUUUCUGUUGAAAAUACAAGACAAAUUAAAUUUGGAUAGCAAAAAGAGCUCUAAAAUAAUGAAAUCAUCAAAUAAUUUAGCGCCAAAACAGAUAAAAACGGUUUGUGAUCGUCAACAAGUUAAAAUUGAAAAUCAAAAAAAAAUGCUUGAGAAACAACAAAAGGAAAUCGAACGUUUAAAACUCCAGCAGUUGAAAUUAGAAUCGGAAAAGGCCUUGCUGGAAAAUCAAAAAAUGUUAGUUCAAACCUAUGAUAAAUCUGAAAAAAGACUGAAGAUUAAUAAGUACGUCCCACGAAAUAAUUGUGUUGUAAAAGCCAGUCCGUCCGAUAUACUUAACAGAAUGGAAAUAAGAGCUUUAGACCGCCAAGCGAAAUGGGAAGCCAUUAAAGAAAGACGUCGAAUGAUGGAACAAGAAGAGCUAAGAAAAAAACAAGAACUUAAAGAAAAAUGUUUAAAAGAACAGAUGGAACUAAAGCGUAAGCAAUUAUUUGAAGCUAGAGAGAAUUUAAGAAUGAAGAGAAUCGAAGAAGAAAAACGUAAAGUGGAAAAAGAAAUUUGGCGGGAAAACGUUAAAAUUGCUGAUGAGUUUUAUCGAAAGUUGUUAUUAAAAAGAGUUCUAGAAGCUUUUAAAUUAAAUUUAAUGAACUUAAGGACACGGAUACAAGAAGCAUCACAUUAUUAUGAUACAAAAAUUGUUGAAACUUGUUUUAGUAAAUGGAGAUUUUUUGUAAAUAACAAUUCAAAUGAAAAAGUACUUUUUGCAGAGCAAUUUUAUAAGCGGAAAUUAAUAAAGAAAGCGUUUCUUAGUUUUUUAAAGGUACCCAAUUAUUUUGUUAUAACGAAUAUAAAUAGAUUUGUGAUUUAAUAAAUAUAACUGAAUAAUAAUAUUUCAUUAGACUCAGUUAAGAGGACAUCAUAUCUGUAUGCACUGUCUCGGUUCAAUUAAUGGGCGAUAUAACUAAAUCUACAUUACGUGGAAUGUGUAGAAUUUUCUUAAUUUUGUUUUUAGUAUAAAAUCACCUAUUAUAAAAUUAAAAGAGAACAAUAUUCCGAAACGCAGGAAAAUGCGUUUUUCCUAUUCUAAUUAUUUUUUCGAAUAUAAUGUUAUAUCAUUAAAAAAUAAAGCCUAAUUCAUCGUUUUUAAAUUACUGUAACAAUUCUUUAACUGAAUUUUUUAAAAAAAAACGCAGUUAUGCCCUCAGGAAUAAUGUCCCUUUUUAAUUUUAGAAUAGGUGCUUUUACUUUAAAAUUAAAAUUAAGCGAGUUCUACACAGUUUGCUUAAGGUAGAUUUGCUGUAUUGCCCAGUAGUUGACUGACAACACAGGCGGGUACAUGUAUAACGUUCCCUCAACAGCAACAAUAUUUAUUUUUUCUAUAGUGUUGGUUAUUUUCUAAUAGAUCUUUUAAAUUAUUAUGUUGUAAAUACUGUGAUUUUAAUGCUGAUUAACACAAAUAUUUUUAUUUAAUUUAAUAUUUUUAGAAUUUAGAAGAACGUAGAAAAAAAGAACAAGUUGCUGAGGAUUGGAACAAUUUUAAAAUUCAAGAAUUUUGGUUUAAACAAUGGCUUAAUCAUUUAAGGGCAAAGAAAAUUGAAAUGCACCAAAAAAUGUUGGAAGCAGAAUCUUAUCAUAACAAGUAAUAAGAACUCACUUUAUAAAUUUAUUUUAUUUCUAAAAACUUAAAAUCUUUUGACUCCGUCAUCUUACCACUGCUUUGGUUAUGCUCUCGACCUUUUCUUAUAUGGUUUUUACAUUGGUGUAUUAAUAAUUAACUUUUAAUCAAAUGACAAGUAAAAAUUAAAUAAAUUAUGAUUUUAGAAUCAUCAUAAAACGUUGUUUCAAUAAUUGGAGAAAGUUUCCAGAAAUAAUAUAUAAGGAAAGAGUCAAAGGUUGUAGAUUACGUUUAUGGCACGAAAAGGUUCAAGAAAUUUUACCAGACUUUAUUCCUCCAGAAUAA